Messenger RNA from Marasmius oreades (fairy-ring Marasmius), 4002 nucleotides. RefSeq lists its product as uncharacterized. Gene Ontology annotation, cellular component: endoplasmic reticulum membrane. Gene Ontology annotation, molecular function: P-type ion transporter activity; ATP binding; ATP hydrolysis activity. The record is from RefSeq and is a predicted model, not a curated record. The transcript has 18 exons. NCBI's taxonomy places the organism in Eukaryota, Fungi, Basidiomycota, Agaricomycetes, Agaricales, Marasmiaceae. The coding region runs from base 56 to 3886 and encodes 1276 amino acids. Gene Ontology annotation, biological process: intracellular calcium ion homeostasis.
CUGCCAACUCCGUAAUAUAGUACGAAGUGUCGAACAGAACUUGGUACUGACCAUCAUGUCCAGGGCUGUCUCCGUGAUCGUAGACUCGCCCGAGAUUACAAGGGCAGGUCUACAUGUUCGUCUUCCCUGGUAUACUCUCCUGUAUACACUCCCCAUCUUACCUCUUUAUCCGUUACUUGCGUAUGCAUACUACUUCAAGUACGACCAGUGGCUGGUUAGCGAAGAAUGGACGUUCUUAGCGUGCGUCACUCUCGGUGCGGGACAUGCUUUGAGUUUUUUGGUCACCCGCUGGAGUACUGGGGCAAGGGCCUGGAUAGAGACACGAAAAGCUCGUACCUUGGUGGAGGCGGAUUGUAUUCGAAUUGUCCCGCAAAUGCAUCGUGGAAUAGGAGAGAUUGUCCCUCUAAUCAAGAAAAAUCCCUCCGACCCAUCCUCGUACACGUUCAACUAUCAACGCGACACUUACAGCGUAGCCAGUAUCUCCCUAGGUAAAGACCAACUCACCUUCACCAAGCUCCCAUAUCCGUCCUCAGGACGGCCUCCUUUGACCGCUUUCCUCAAUCCUAAAUCUGUACCUGGCGUCAAGUCACCCCAAUAUGGACUCAUGGCCCUAGAGACUGAGGAACUUAAAGCGCUUUAUGGACUCAAUGAAUUCAACAUCCCCAUUCCAUCGUUCAGCGAACUCUUUUCAGAACAUGCAACCGCCCCGUUCUUCGUAUUCCAGAUCUUUUGUGUAGCCCUAUGGUGUUUGGACGAAUAUUGGUACUACAGUUUAUUCACACUUUUCAUGUUGGUAGUCUUCGAGUGUACCGUGGUCUGGCAGCGCGUGCGUUCUCUUACGGAAUUUCGCACUAUGGCGGUCACACCUUACCCGAUAAACACCUAUCGCGAUGGAAAAUGGUCCAUGAUUCAGAGUGACCAACUCCUUCCUGGAGACAUUGUCAGCGUCACUCGACAAGGUCCUCGUCCCCACCCACCAAAGGAAAGCAAAUCGAACGGAAAUAUCGCGAACAAUCCUCCUUCACCACCUCAACAACACAACUCCAGUGAAGAAACGACGGUUCCAGCUGACAUCUUACUUUUGCAUGGCCAAUGUAUCGUGAAUGAGGCAAUGUUAUCUGGAGAGAGCACACCCCUUGUCAAGGAAGGUGCUGACCUCUUAAUUGACGAGCAAGCGCAAGGAGUCGGGUUGGAUGUGGAUGGUGCGCAUAAGGGAAUUGUAGUCUUCAGCGGCACGAAGAUUUUGCAGGCCAGUGGAAGGGCAAAUGCCACAGAUGGUAUUCCUGAACCGCCAUUGAAAACACCAGAUGGUGGGUGUCUGGGUGUCGUUCUACGCACUGGAUUCGGGACGGCACAAGGACAGUUGGUCAGGACUAUGAUUUUCUCUACUGAACGUGUUUCCGCGAACAAUAUGGAAUCCUUUUUAUUUAUUGGGUUCUUGUUAGUAUUCGCCAUCGCUGCCAGUGCUUACGUGUGGAUCAAGGGUAUUGAACGCGAUUUGAAGAAGAGCAAACUUCUACUGGACUGUGUUCUUAUCAUCACUAGCGUUGUACCACCCGAGCUUCCCAUGGAAUUGUCGCUGGCAGUAAACGCGAGUUUAGUAGCGCUGAGCAAGUUUGCUAUUUUCUGUACCGAGCCAUUCAGGAUUCCGUCUGCCGGACGAGUGGAUGUCUGUUGCUUUGAUAAAACGGGGACUAUAACUGCUGAGAAUCUGGUCUUGGAAGGGGUGGUUGGCGUCAGUGCAUAUUCUAAACAAUUGGUCAAUGUAAGAGAAGUUACUAGAGAAACUACUUUCUGUCUUGCAGCCGCACAUGCACUCGUUCGUAUAGACGAUGGUACAGUUGUCGGGGAUCCGAUGGAAAAGACAACUCUGGAGAAAAUGGAGUGGCGGGUUGGCAAAGGCGAUAUCAUUUCCCCGCUGGAUCCCAAGGCAUCCUACAAGGCCAGCAUAAAUAUUCGAAGGCGAUUCCAGUUCAGCUCCGCUUUGAAACGCAUGUGCACUGUAUCAACACUUCAGGCAGGAGGGAUUAGUACCCUCGUCGCCGUCAAAGGUGCUCCUGAAACAAUUAAGACCAUGUUGGCAGUUGUACCGGCUGGAUAUGACGAUAUCUACAAAGGCUAUACGAGGAAAGGAAGCAGAGUCUUGGCGUUGGCUAUGAAGGAGAUGGAACCCAUGAAUGGCGAGCAGAUCAAUAAGCAUGCCAGAGAGACAUAUGAGAGUAGUCUGAAAUUCGCUGGUUUUCUGGUGUUCCAUUGCCCUCUCAAGGCGGAUGCGGUUGACACUUUGAAGAUGUUGGCAGAUUCUUCACAUCGAUGCAUCAUGAUUACUGGUGAUAAUCCAUUGACAGCUGUUCAUGUUGCCAAAACUGUGGAAAUCGUGGACCGGGAAGUUCUGAUUUUAGAUCUGAGGGAAAAUGCGGUACAUGAUCGCGAUCUCGUUUUCCGCACCGUCGACGAAAGUAAAAUCAUCUCGGUUGACCCCUCAAAACCCAUCGAUGUGUCCUUAUUCGAUGAGUAUGACAUUUGCAUUACCGGAGCUGCUAUGAAGCAGUACGAGACGCAACCAUCUUGGAACGAUCUCGUUCAGAAUACUUGGGUGUAUGCCCGUGUUUCUCCCUCUCAAAAAGAGUACAUUCUGACCUCCCUCAAAUCCAAUGGAUAUGUCACCCUCAUGGCUGGCGAUGGCACUAAUGAUGUCGGAGCGUUGAAACAAGCUCAUAUCGGUGUGGCGUUACUGGAUGGCACUCCGGAAGAUUUACAGAAGAUUGCUGAACGACAACGAGUCGAAAGAAUCAAAAAUGUCUAUGAAAGCCAGUUGAAAAUUUCUGCGCGAUUUAACCAGCCACCACCACCUGUUCCACCUGCUAUCGCGCACAUGUUCCCGGACGCUGUGCAAGCUCAGCAGAGAGCUGCUGCCAACCAAAUGACCGCAAGGAGAGCGAACCCGAUGGAGAAGUUCGACCUGAACGCUAUCACGGACAAGUUGGCCGAGAUGGAAGGCGAGCAGGACGUGCCCAAAAUCAAGCUUGGGGAUGCUUCUUGUGCUGCACCUUUCACUUCGAAGCUUUCUCAUGUUGCUGCUGUCACUCAUAUCAUCCGACAAGGACGCUGUACUCUAGUUGCCACUAUCCAGAUGUACAAGAUUCUGGCGUUGAAUUGUCUGAUCACUGCAUACAGUUUGAGUGUUCAAUACCUUCAAGGAAUCAAAUAUGGCGAUUAUCAAGUCACGAUUACUGGAAUGUUGAUGUCGGUCUGUUUCCUCUGCAUUUCACGAGCCAAGCCUGUGGAGAAAUUAUCGAAAGAGAGACCGUUAGGGAACAUCUUCAAUUUCUACGUUCUACUCUCUGUGCUUUUGCAGUUCGCACUUCACAUCGUUGCCCUUGUGUAUAUCACGAAUCUUUCGGAACUAUACGAUCCUCGGACUGGACCCAUCGACUUGGAAGCAAAGUUUACUCCCAGUUUAUUAAACACUGCGAUUUAUCUGCUUGGUCUGCAACAGCAGGUAUCUACGUUUGCUAUCAAUUUCCAGGGCCGACCGUUCCGGGAAGGGAUCCGCGAGAAUCCUGCACUGUAUUGGGGACUCGUAGGCGCGAGCGCCGUUGCUAUCUCUGGUUCAACCGAUUUCAUGCCGGAGCUAAACAGAUGGUUGCAAAUAGUAGAGAUGGAGGAUUCAUUCAAAAUCAAGCUCACUUUGAGCAUGGUAAUCGACUUUGUUGGAUGCUGGAUUAUUGAACUAGGUUGCAAGUACCUCUUCGCGAAUUUGGAGCCUAAACCGAUGAUCACUAGAGGUCGUGCGAGAAGAGAAGCUCGGAGGGUACUUCAGGAGAGCGAACGUGCCGCUGCUGAAAAUGUAGUCACCUCUGUUGCUGAAAAGAAGGUUCAGUGAUCAAGUACGGAUAUUGUUUCUUUCACUCCCCCGAUAUAAUCGAUGUAUAGUAAUGGAUCGUGGAGGACGGAUGUUCCAAGUCCAGCCAUCAAUUAAUUGCUAUUAGUUGCUACCAU